ACGUGUUCUUGUGUAAUGUGCUGUACCGUGUCAACAGUGAACGUCAUUGGAUGUUUUGUAUUUGGAUAUGUUACAGGGCAAGUUUUGGAUAACCAGAGUCGGGCUCCCUGGAGUUUGUCAUCUAUAACAGAUUUCUUCUGGUCAAUAGCAGAUUUUGUGGUCCUGUUUUUCCAGAGCAUUAUUCAACCAGAUUUGAGAAGAAGAGGCUACACAUCUUCCUCCUAUUCGGGAUACAAUGAUGGAAGAGGACCUCCAGCACAUCCUCGCCGUAGAAUGGGCCGAAUAAAUCACUGGGGUGGAGGGCCCAGUCCACCACCAAUGGCUGGAGGUGGAUGAGGAAGGUAA
Molecule: messenger RNA, 345 nt
Organism: Malurus melanocephalus (red-backed fairy wren)
Lineage: Eukaryota; Metazoa; Chordata; Aves; Passeriformes; Maluridae
Gene: SELENOK
Product: selenoprotein K
Exons: 3
Biological process (GO): calcium ion transport; endoplasmic reticulum calcium ion homeostasis
Cellular component (GO): Golgi apparatus; endoplasmic reticulum membrane
Source: RefSeq, a predicted model, not a curated record